Messenger RNA from Striga asiatica, 1905 nucleotides. Lineage: Eukaryota; Viridiplantae; Streptophyta; Magnoliopsida; Lamiales; Orobanchaceae. The record is from the annotation of a GenBank genome assembly.
AUGUGUCGUACAAAGACAAAGGUCUUCAAUGUGGUGGGGGCACCCAACUCCAUGGACGAUGUCUCCGUGACGACUGUGAUCUGCAGUGAUUGCCGAUACGACGGAGGGAGGCGAAGUUGUUUUACCGGCGCCGACGAUGUAAAUUGCCGGCGGUGUAUUCCUCUUCUGGAUCAAUCACCUCCACCUCCACCUCCUAAAAGGAUACGUCUGGAUCAAUCAGGGUCAUCAUCAGUUAAUCCUUUUAAGACGAAAGUUUGUCUCGUCUUUCGCUGCUCUGGGUAUGAUGAGCCAGACAAGUAUUUCCUCGAGAUAUUGGUUCUGGAUUUAUUAAAAGAUAAGGACGCUGACAUCAUCUCCGGCGCCGGCGAGGAGUUCAAACCGGUAAAACCCACGUUUCGUCUCUUCCCUGAGUGUUUCCCGGCCGAUACUUCCUGCGUCGUGGGAUCCACCCUCUACCUGUUUGACGGAAUUUUUGGUGGAGUAUAUUCUCGUUCGGAAGCUCAUAGGUCCUCAGUUGCUACUGUUGAUUUAUCUCAAUACACUGAUGAUGAUUUUACUUUGGAUUUAAAGGCACCUGCACUGAAAAUAUCCCCUCAUGUCCUGCACCCCAAGUGCCUCCCUAUGGCCGUUCCCACUUCCGAUGGUAAAAUCUUAGUUUUCUCCAGAUAUAUCGAGCUUGAUCGUAAAGCAGUGAACGUGGAUUUCGAGCUGUUUGAUCCUAUAACUUGUGGUUCUUGCCGUGAGCUGCCCCAGUUAGGUCUUAAUGAGAAGAGGUUUCGGGUCCUAGGAUAUACACUACAUGAGCCUACACAUACUUUUUUUCUCCAAACAGAAGAAGGAGACUUCUGUUUGGAUCUUGCUGGUGGAGAAAGAUGGGCACGAGUUGAUGGAUUAUUCGGCAUCCGUAAUCUUCCUUGCAAAGGUCCCCUCUCCAUUACUAGAGAUGCUGAAUUUUGCCUCACUGCUGCUGGCAUCUAUGAUUUGAAGUCCAAAGAUACUAAAUGCCGCUUGUGUAGUUGGUUUGUUUUCGAGCAUCCGCCAACUUUUGGGCCGGGAUUUCGGGCUGCUGCCCCCCUUGACCAUGGUGAUUCUGGAGCUUUGCAUUUCUGCCUUUUACAGACGAAGCUUAACACGAAGCGAAUAUAUUAUGAGACUAUCGAUGCACAGAACGAAAGCCUCACGCACCCUCAGCUCAUUAUACGCGUAUUGCACGCUAAUCUUAAAAAACUGAGGGAUGCUUAUGAAUCCGAUAGUAAAACCAGAAGCAGCCACACUACCGGCCUCGACAUUCUCACUUCAUUGAAGUUUGUCUUAAGUGCCCAUCGAUAUUGGUCCUUCCUUGUUGAGAACAUGUGUGUUAGCGCCGAAGUCUGGUGUGAUUUGAACGUCUGGUGUGAUUUGAGGAUCAGCUACGAUAAUCUUUUGGGCGUGACGAAUUACAUUGCUUCACUUAUCAAGACUGAUAAGGCCGCGUUUGGCUAUGGGUCCUACUUUGCCCUCUCCAUGAUGGAUAGGCACUACCAUAAGGACAUGACAGUUGAGGAGGCUAUUGCUUUGGUCGACGAAAUUCGGAGCAGGCUAGUUGUGGCCCCACCAAACUUCAUUAUCAAAAUUGUUGACAAGGACGACGGGCUCGGGAGUACGCUUGGCCACUACGUUCAGAAUGCCCUUGGAAGUGGCAACAAAUGCGAGAAGGGAGAGCAAGAGGCCAUUGAUUUCUUAGAUAAGAAAAUGAAGAAUGAUCCUGCAUUCUCCUACGAGGAAACUGGGCUUGGUAUAAAAACCUUAUUGUUGGUGAUGAUCCCUAGUAAUUGUUUGCAGAUAGGAUCUUUACUUGAGUCAUCUAAACAAUCCUCGAGUCCACUUUGGGUGCUCCCUGGAGACGUGUCUUUCGGGAAGCAUUGA